AUGCACUCGGCCAUCGAGGCCGUGGAGGGCAGGCCCGACAAGAAGUGGUUCGAGAAGUUCAGCCUCGAGAACGCGGCGAAGGGGAACGCCAUCUACCAGCACCUGCGGGGCGGGGGCCACGAGCCCGCCGCGCAGGGGGCCGUGAGCUUCGGCGGCGGCGAGAGCGUGCUGCUGGAGUUCGCGACCCUCUACCUCUCCCCCUGCUCCGGCUUCGACGCGGACCAGGCCGCGCUGUUCCCGUUCCGCCGCGGCAGGCCCGACGACCCCGUGCUGCCCGCGCACGAGGGCCGCGCCUUCACGUCUGCUCAGGUGUGCUUCAAGGUGACCUGCAAUGCGACGAAUCCCGGCGAGGGCGUGUUCAUCGUGGGUUCCUCCCCGCAGCUGGGCGACUGGGACCCCGCGAAGGGGGUCGCAUGCGCCACGACCACAGAGACCUUCCCCGUCUGGACCUCUGAGCCCGUGUCGAUGCACACGGCCGCGGAGUUCAAGAUUGUUGUGCAGCACGCCGAGAGGAGAGACGGCGCCAGGUGGGAGGGCGGCGGCAACAAGUCCGUGGAGGGGGCCGCGCUCGCUGGCGCCGACUCUCUGACGCUCUCCUGCAGCUGGGGCGGCCUGGAGGUGACGGCCACGAGGGCUUGA
This is a messenger RNA of Prorocentrum cordatum, 639 nucleotides long. The record is from the annotation of a GenBank genome assembly. Lineage: Eukaryota; Dinophyceae; Prorocentrales; Prorocentraceae.